This is a messenger RNA of Didymodactylos carnosus, 990 nucleotides long. Lineage: Eukaryota; Metazoa; Rotifera; Eurotatoria; Philodinida; Philodinidae. The record is from the annotation of a GenBank genome assembly.
AUGUCUUACGAUAAAGAGAAACAAGUAGCUACUGCAGCGUGUUUAAAAGCGGCAAAACUAUGUGAAAAAGUUCGAAAGACAUUGUCGGAUGUUAAGUCAAUGUUAAAAGAUGACAAAAGUCCUGUGACUAUUGCUGAUUACGGAUCACAAGCAUUAAUCUGUCAUGGAUUAAAGGAAAAUUUUCCCGAUGAUCCUAUUAUUGCGGAAGAAAAUGCGGGAGAUAUAAAAGAGAUGAGCGAACAACGUCGAUUGAUUACUCAUUAUGUUCAACAGCAGUGCAAAGAUAAAAUUAGUGAUGAAGAUGUAUUAAGAUGGAUUGAUUAUGGUCGUGGAAAUAUUGCUCAUCGUUAUUGGACACUAGAUCCGAUCGAUGGAACAAAAGGCUAUCUACGUGGUGAUCAGUAUGCAAUUGCGUUAGCACUAGUUAUUGGUGGCCAAAUAGUGCUAGGCAUUAUUGCAUGUCCUGCACUCGAUGAAGGUAUGAUAUUUUGGGCUGUACGAAAUCACGGUGCGUAUCGUCAAGACAUUGAACAACAAACAUAUCCAGUACGAAUUAAAACGAUUCAAAAUGAUUUUGAUCGGAGUCAACUGCAGUAUGUUGAAAGUAUCGAAAAUACUCUUUGUGAUCAUGAAAAACAAGACAAGGUUGCGCAGCUCCUCGGAAUAAGCACACCGUCGAUUCGUCUCGAUUCAAUGACAAAGUAUUGUCUUGUGGCUAGCGGCAAAGUUGGUCUUUAUCUUCGAUUUCCGUCGCCAAAUAAAGUUGAUUACCGUGAAAAUAUAUGGGACCAUGCUGCAGGCGUGAUUGUGGUGGAAGAAAGCGGAGGAUAUGUAACCGACAUGGACGGGAAAGAAUUAAAUUUUCACGACAAUAUAAAGAUGCUGAAUAAUCGUGGAGUCAUUGUUAGUAACAACAUAACAAUACAUCAACAACUACUACAUGUAAUCAAACAAUAUGAGCAAAGCAAAAGAGAGUCAAGUGUUGAUUAA